AUGGAGCCUCCCCCAAGACCGAACAAGCAAAAGACCUGGCUCCUCUGCGAACCCGUCACGGUAUUGGAUCAGAGAACAUCCGAUACCAUCAGUGAUACGCAGCAGCCGCGGGCCGAUAGUCCAGAAGGGGACAAAGAAUUCGAGCAGGGAACUUCUCAGCUAUCCGAUAAGAUCGGUGAUACCCAGCAGCCACGGGCUGACAGUCCAGAAGGGGACAGAAAAUCAGAGCAGGGAACUUCUCAGCUCUCCGAUAACAUCGGUGAUACCCAGCAGCCGCGGGCCAACAGUCUAGUAAGGAACAGAAAAUCAAAGAAAAAAACAUCUCCGCUUUCCGAUAAUAGCAGCGAUACCCAAAAGGCGCGGGCCAAAAGUUCAGAAGGGAGCAGCGACGUCGAGUACUGCGGCCGAAAGUUACUGUUGGCAAAUAUUUACUUCGAGGAGAAGAUGCCAAAAGUUAUCGGAGACUAUGUGAAUGUGCACAUUUUUACCUUGCCAAACGGUGCCCGUGAUAUUAGGCACGCCAAGGAUGCUGCAGAUAAGCUCAAGAAGGGUUCUGAGGAGAAUGCCCUUGGCGCGAUUGGGGAGCCCGAAUCGGAGAGCACUUUGUUGUCCGCACUUAAAUGCCUCGACACUUCAGGACUCCGUGUCGAUUAUCAAGGAGGCUGGAUUCCAAGUCUGAAGCCGCCUGGGACGGAACACCUGGAUGACGCUCGACCCCAAAUAAGUGUCGGGCUAUCAGACGAAUUCCUCGCACAUGCUAUGGAGACGACCACUGGUAUUUACGUUCCCAUGGCCUUCCUAUCGACCUUGCAAGAAGACUUGACUUUAAUUAGCAACCCGCGGGGCAAUCUCUAUGGCCCUCGAUUUCCAUUCCUCAUUGUUGAAGAGGGGGAAAAUCUACAUCAGGCCCAGAACAAAGCUGCCGUUAGUGGCGCGAUCGCGCUCCGCAUGCUGAAGGGUCUGCGUGAGUUCAAUGGGCCGAAACACACCCAAGGCAGUGACCAUAAACAGUCAGAAUUUACAUUGGAUGUGGUUUUCUCGAUCGUCACUGAGGGGUCAGUCCACGAAUUGUGGGUGCACACUGAUUACUUUCCGGACGGCAAGUCAGAUGGCAAGUCCCCCAAAGUCUUGAUGGCUCGCCUCAGUGCCUACAGGAAUGCAGUGACAUGGAACUGCGUGGCCUUGUCAAGACGUAUCCAGGCAAUAUUGAAAUGGGGAAAGGGGGAGUUCACAGACAAGGUUGUCAGUAUGCUUGAGUGGGAGGCGUGA
Messenger RNA from Aspergillus heteromorphus CBS 117.55, 1269 nucleotides. RefSeq lists its product as uncharacterized. The record is from RefSeq and is a predicted model, not a curated record. The coding region runs from base 1 to 1269 and encodes 422 amino acids. NCBI's taxonomy places the organism in Eukaryota, Fungi, Ascomycota, Eurotiomycetes, Eurotiales, Aspergillaceae. The transcript has 3 exons.